Messenger RNA from Paramecium octaurelia, 241 nucleotides. The record is from the annotation of a GenBank genome assembly. NCBI's taxonomy places the organism in Eukaryota, Ciliophora, Oligohymenophorea, Peniculida, Parameciidae.
CAUGGGGAAGUUUAAUGUUGGAGACAAGAAGAAGUAGACGGGAGAGUAUGAUUGGAAGCAAUUGACUGAGAGUCAGUACUAUAGAUUGAUUUGGACAAGAGUUUGAAUCAGAGUGAGUUGAAGCAACUGCAAUUCGGAAUUGGGAUUGAAUGAGCAGGAUUUGGCCAGUUUGGAUGCUUAUCAGUAUGAUCAAUUACUAGACAUGAUGAAUUAAUGAUUAUAAAUAAUUAACAAGCAAGAG